Messenger RNA from Hypanus sabinus (Atlantic stingray), 2820 nucleotides. Its product is annotated as SPARC-related modular calcium-binding protein 1-like. Gene Ontology annotation, molecular function: extracellular matrix binding; heparin binding; protein binding. The record is from RefSeq and is a predicted model, not a curated record. Gene Ontology annotation, cellular component: basement membrane. Lineage: Eukaryota; Metazoa; Chordata; Chondrichthyes; Myliobatiformes; Dasyatidae. Gene Ontology annotation, biological process: extracellular matrix organization. Bases 199 to 1551 code for a protein of 450 amino acids. The transcript has 12 exons.
GAGAGUGCCCGUCGGUUCUUCCCGUCUGCAGUCAGGGUCGGUGAGUCCCGGCAGAAAGUUGCGGCGAAACUUCUGUGCUGCAAGUGACAAGACCAGGAAGAAAGUUUGAAACCUGUCAGCAGCCGAACAGCGUGUUCCGGGAUCCCUCUCUCUCUCCCCCCUCCCUCCCUCCACAACAUCAUCCCCUACAGCUGCAGCAUGUCGCCUCUCUCUCUCACCCUCCUGACCAUCGAACUCCUAGGCUUCUCCACGCCCUCGAAACCGCCUCGAUUCGACCGGACCCCGUCUCUUAUAGAUGAGCGUGACCAAGGGGGCCUGUGCAACACCAACUGCUCCAGGGCCCAGCAGAAGCUGGUGUGUGGCAGCGACAGGAAACUCUACAAGUCCCAUUGUGCCUUCCAGCGGGCCAAGUGCAGGGACCCAACCCUCGAAACCGUGAUUCGGAGCCGAUGCAGCGAGAGGUCUAAACUGAGAUGCCAGGAAGACCGAGCCCAAGCAUUAGCACAAACCAGGAAGACAACGGACUCCAUCAUCGUACCUGAAUGUAAUGAGGACGGCACCUUUGCACAGGUUCAGUGUCACAAGUUGACGGGCUACUGCUGGUGCGUAACGCCCGAGGGCAAGCCGGUCAGUGGGUCUUCGGUGCACAACCAGACUCCCACCUGCUCAGAUUUCACGAAGGACAAAACCUCCCAGAGGGCUCGGGACUCCAGCAGAAUGGAACAAGGAGUCAAACUUCAAGCAAACUCAAGAACCACGUCUCACAAGGGUAAAGCUGAGACAGUGGAUAAUCCCAGGCAGAGGUCUGCUGAUGAGAAGCAUAAAGAUGUACUUCUGGUCUCUAAAAUUCCAGAACUGUCGUACCCAGCCCCGUGGUUCCUAUUCAUCAGGGAUGCCAAGUCAAACCGCAGCUUGAAGCUGGUGUCUUGUGAACAGGAGCGCCGAGCUGCCAUUGAAGAGGCGAAGCUGCAUCAGUACGAGGGAGCCUUCGUUCCACAGUGCAGCACUGGCGGUCUCUACAAGCAGGUGCAGUGUCACCAGGCCACUGGGUACUGCUGGUGUGUUCAAGUUGAUUCGGGCCUCCCGAUCCAAGGCACAACUGCACGGAAUCAGACUCCUGACUGCAGGAGUGGUGCAAAGUCCAAAGUCUCGGAGAUGGCCCCCCUCUUCAGGGACCGGAAGCUGCAAGGUUGCCCUGGUGGAAAGAAGACAGAGUUUGUGACAGGAUUGUUGAAGUCACUCAUUAUGGAUAUGGCCCAGGCUAGCUCAGUCCUAACAUGGAGAAGACUUUCUGAAGGAUCGGUCAGUUUCCUGCUGGAAGACCGCGCCAUUCGCUGGUACUUUGGCAGGCUGGACAAGGACCUCAACAACGAGAUCUCCGAGAAGGAGCUGAGGCCCUUUAAGGUUUACCUGAGGAAGAACGCCAAGCCACGGAAGUGCACCAGGAAAUUCAUUGAGUACUGUGACCUCAACGGCAGCAAGUCCAUUUCACUGCACGAGCUGAAGGGAUGCUUGGGUUUCAUCAAAGGCAGAAGUAGGCGAACAUUUUAAUAACUUUCAGACGACGUGUUCAUCAGGGUAAAAGACGCUGGGAAGCGGGCAAUGCGUAGUGGUAUAAUGGUUAUGUGACUGGAUUAUUAAUUAUACUCUAGAUUAUUAGUUUGAUGUGCUAGAGCCUGAUGCACUUUUGAAUAUUGCACCUUCACUCCCCACCCCCCUUCAACCUUGCCUGUUUUAAUUGCGAAGAGAAAUUAUACUGUGAGUCAGGGGUUCCCAACCUGAGGCCCACGGUCCUCUCAGUUAAUGGUAGGGGUAUUUACUUUCUGUCUGUUACGCUUCUGGCGUUUCAGGCAGCAGUGAAAGUCCUCCAUCUCCGGGGGUGUUCAGGGCUUCAUUCCUCUCGGUUUUCACUACUGUCAGUCAUACAAGUCCCGGGUGGAGACUCAGGAAUACCGUCACACUCCGAUGUGGAAGGAUUCUUCAUUGCUGUUUCUGUAACAGUUUUGUUUGACCAGUCAGGGUUGUUGGCCCUGAGCUGAACCCCUGAACCUGGAGGACCAGCAGAGCACUCUUAGUCUGGCCUCUACCCUUUGACCUGUUUGGGUGACCCUACCAAGAGCCGAACCAUGAAGGCCUGAUUCCAGCCAAUACAUCUCCCUGGGUCAUUGAGGCACGCAGGCCUCCAAACCCUAUGACAAGGUUGUGGUCCUCCUGGUGGAAUGGUAGGGGUCCGUGGCAUAGAGCGUAACGGAUAGCACAAUGCUUUACAGUGCAGGCAAAGUGGGUUUAACUCCCACCACUUGUAAGGAGUUUGUACGUUCUACCCAUGACCGCAUGGGUUUCCUCCGAGUGCUCCAGUUUCCUCCCACCGUUCAAAGACAUACUGGUUGGUAGGUUAAUUGGUCAUUGUAAAUUGUCCCGUGAUUAGGUUAGGGUUAAAUCGGGGGACUACUGGGCAGCAUGGCUCGAAGGGCCUACUCCGCACUCUAUCUCAAUAGAUAGAGAGUGAGAGAGAGAGAGAGAAAGAAGAAAAGUUGGGAACCCCUGCUGUAAGCAGUCUUGUAGGCCAGUGGAGUUCCUCUUGGCAUGGCCGAGAGUCUCUGGUCUUCUCGUAGGCUUUCACUACAUCUACACCUACAGAUGGACUAUGUCUACUACGUGGUGCAAGGCUCUGCAGAGAUAGUCGAAGCUGACUAAAGAGCAACGUCACCGGGGCCAGGUUUUGACGUGAUACUUCUUUGUGGACCAUUUUAAAACCUAAGCAUGUCAUAUGUUUUAUAGCUAUUGAUACUUCUUUUUUAAGGUUUGUGUAAUAAACAA